UUCUUUUACGUCAGCAAGCAAGAUGGCCGAAGUUUGUGCAAGUACGACAGACGUCUCAGUGUACUAUGCGUAAUGUCGUGCGCCAGUCUUUGUAAAUAAACAUUUUUGUGCAAGUGCUGCUUUGUUUGUAGUGUUUGUGAUUAUUCUUCCUGUGUUUCUGAUGUGUACACGUGUUAACCAUAAGUUUAACUAAAAAGGUGUUUGUGAGUGUUUUGUGCCUUGUUUUUAUUAGUACCUUCACCCUGACAUCUGUUUUGGAUUUAUGUUUACCUAAACACGGUGAUGUUGGGUGGGGCUGCGUCGCCAGGCGGCGACGAUGUGCUCAUCGUUACCGUGGUUGCCGACGAACAUGGAUAUGGGAUGAAGGUGUCCGGUGACAACCCCGUAUACGUGCAGUCGGUGAAGGAGAAUGGUGCGGCGUGGCGCGCCGGGCUCCGCGCCGGCGACCGCAUCCUCUGCGUGGACGCGGUGCCCGUGCACAACCACACGCAUCAGCAGGUCGUGCAGAUGAUACGAGCAAACAAGAAGACCGUCCUCACAGUACAACAGAACACCUCGCGCCAUAAAAGACCCAUCACAGCACCGUUUCCCGUCAAUCCAGAAAAGCAGCGGCAGCUGGAGGUCUCCAAAGUGGAGACCAUGCAGCGGAUGCUCGACGAGGAUCAAGUGUACAUCAAACAGUUGCGCCUUGAACUAUCAAAAGUGCCGGAUGUAAGGAAACAGGCACAGUUGGAGCUGGCUGAGCAGAGGUGCAUCAAAUUGAAACACGAGAUCGACGUCAUCAAAGCUGGACAGCCGAUGGAGAUGACCACCUCUAACCUGGCGCCGGCCACGCCCCGCCUCGCAACGCGUAUCAAGACCAGCGACAAAACGUCGCCAGUACAGAACACAGGCUUCCUAAGCGGCCUCCCACGCUCCCUGAGCAACUUAACCGGCCAGAGUCUCCGCAACCUGCGGCAGGCCAGGCAAAACAACAAGGGCCAGCAGGAGAACCAACCGCCCCUCGUCAGACAGAACUCGGACGAGUCCAACAACAAACGGAGGCAUGUACACAACAAUACUGUACCAAUGGUGCCAACCACGUGCUUGGACAACACGCCACCACCGUUGCCGCCGAGAUCUAUAGAGAGGCCGAAGAGAAACCCGCUCAGUCCGUCGAUGACGCCGAGUCCGAUCAACCCGUUGGCGCAACCGAAGCCGUCCGGUUCGAUAUCACACGCCCACAAGCAGUAUUACAAGGGCCGGUAUUACCCCGAGAAGCCGCAGUUCCCAAUGCACCAAUCCACGCCGUCCUACAACGAGGAACACCAGAAACAAUUCAGGAGGUCGUCGCAUUCCCUGGACGGGGACUUAGAAGGGCCCCAACCUAAUUCGAUUGCGUUGCAAAUGAGUUACCCGCUGGUGAAUGUGCCGCCGCCGCCUCUGCAGACUGACAACAGAACCGGCGUGCCUGUAUUGCACAUCAGGAGUCGGUCGUCGCCUGAACAGCUAGACCAUGAAAUGCUUAGACCGGCUGCCCCGUUACCGAUGGGCGUGUCGUCGGAGAAGGAGGCGUGGGGCCGCGGCACGCCGCCCCCCGCGGCCCCCGCACCCCCCGCACCACCCGCACCGCCCGGCACGCCCCCGCCGCCUUACGCACACAACACGCAGCCUUGCGCCGAUCCUCAGCGGGCAAUCAUAUCGAUGGAAGAGGACGACUCGCCGGCUUCUGAUACUUCCACAUACUCCGGGCUGUUCUCGAAUCUUCGCUCCGUGCGAGAAUCCAAAGCUAGAACAGCCGUUUUGCUCAACUGGUUAUUAGGAGAAAGGAGGAGCGCCCACGCGGCGCUAGUGCUGGUGUUAACGGACGGCUUCCGCGCGGCCGCCGCCGUCAACAACGCUACGCUGCGCCGCUGGGCCUACGAGAUACACUCCACCUUCAUCAUGCCCAAUGCGGUGUUACAACUGAACGGCGUCGACGAGAACAUGGCCAACGAAAUCGAACAUGUUCUAGUUAACGAAUACGACAAAGACGAGAUCCUGCGUAACGUGUUCCGCAAGGCGCGGCAGAAGGCAAAGGAGGAGAUGACGCAGCAGCUCACCGAGUUCCAAGUCAAGCGGCAAGUGGGGCUCGGCACGCUGUACGGGCCCGACGACCUCAUCAUAGAGAAGUGUGACGUCGACAAGACACAAGAGGCGGUGGUGGUGGAGCGGCUGAUGUGCCAGCGGCUCAGCAGCCUGGCGCAGGGCGCGGCGGGCGCGGCGGGCGCGGGCGGCGCGGGCGGCGCGGCCGGCGUCCCCGCGCCGCCCGCGCCCGCCGCGCAGCCCUCCGGCCCGGACGCACACUCGGCGCUGCUGGCGGCCGUCGCCACCGCCGCCCUCUGUCUACAGUGCAGUGCUACGGCUGUAGCAGCGGCGGUGGGCGGCUCCAGACCCUCCUUUCUCCAGCGAGAUAAAGUCUACAAGCAGAAGGUGAAGCAGUUGACCAAGCAGCAUCUCAACCCGUUCGUGGUCCGCGGUCACCACUUGCAGCUGCAAGCGCUGACGUCGGUCGCGCACUGCCACCACUGCGACAACGUCAUCUGGGGCCUGGCGCCGCAGGCUUACGUGUGCACGUACUGCGAGCUGCGCGUGCACCGCGCGUGCGCCAAGUCGGUGGAGGAGGGCUGCUGCCUCGACGGCGAGCACCACAACAACCGCAUCUCGCGCUUCAUGGAGCGCAUACACCCCAACAACCAGCACCAGCCCAGCAAUCAAGAUUCAGGCGACAAGAAAUUUCGGAAGGCGUCAGCAAACGCGCAUUUUAUCAACAUGGAGCGGAGCUUUCGCAAGAUGGAAGAUGAACCGUACUGGGACCAGACGCUGACUCCGGCCACCGCGCAAGGAGAGUCAAGAAGGGAGGGUUCGACAGAGGAGCAGACCGCUCCAGAUGCUGAUGUCGACACUAGUGAUGCAAAUACGAAGGAAGCACCUGACAAGGACAAUAACUGGCGUUCAGCGGCACCUGGCGGCCGCGGCGUGAACCGCGCGGAGAGCUGCCGCGAGCGGGAUGCGCCGCGCCGCGGGAAGCACCGGAACGCCUCGGAUCCGAAUCGUCUUACAGCGCACAAUAACCAUGAUCUGGAGCCGUGUGCAGCAACCGCGCCCUCUGGCAGCAGUAGCAGUUCUAGCUUGUCGUCCCGUAGCAAUGAGAGCAACACUGUCGCAGCCGAGCAGCAAGCCUCCCAGUCCGAUUGGUCGGAGGAGGACGAGCCGCUGGCUGCCCAGUGGGCGGACAGCUUACCCCCACACGUCCUCGAAUCGCUGAAACUGUCCCCUGCGAUGAGAAAGCGGCAGGAGGUCAUACAUGAGCUGAUAGUGUCGGAGGGGUCGCACGUGCGCUGGCUGAAGGUGCUGGGCGGCGUGUUCCUGCGGCCGCUGGAGGCGCAGCCGGCGCUGCUGGCGGCGGACGAGCUGCGCGCGCUGUUCCCCAACCUGCCCGGCGUGCGCGAGCGCCACGCGCGCCUCUACGCCGACCUGCGCGCGCUGCGGGCCGACGCGCCGCACCACCUCGUGCCCAUCCGCCCGCUCGCCGACGCCAUGCUCAACACACUGGGUGAGUCGGGUUACUCCGCGUGCCUGGCGCGAUUCUGUCGCGGGCAGCGCCUAGCGUUGGAGUCGCUCCGUGAACGCCGGAGGAAGAACAAGGAGCUACAUCAGUUCCUAUCCAACCGCGAACAGUUACCACUGUGCGGUAGACUGCAAUUGAGAGAUUUGCUCGCUUGCGUUUGGCAGAGGUUAACAAAAUAUCAGUUACUCCUGGAGGGAGUGUUGAAGACAGUGGGCGAGAGUGACGAUGACAACGAAGAAGACAUUGCGCGCCUCCGACGUGCAUUAGACACAGCCAAAGACGUGUUGCAUACUGUUGAUACGGCGAUACACACAGCGGAAAAUGAACAUAGGCUGCGCAGCAUCCAGAGCAAGCUGGAGGUGCGCGCGCCGGCCGGCGCCGAGUGGGACGAGCUGCGCCGCCUCGAGCUGGCCGCGCGCCGCCUGCGGCUCGAGGGCGAGCUGGCCAUCCGCAGCGACACCAACAAGAAGAUCGCCGUGCUCGCUCUGAUGCUGGAGGACAGCUUGGUGUUGCUGCAGCGGGAGGGCGACAAGUUCGUCCUCAAGCCGAUACAAGUGCGAGCCGACCCGAGCCAGCCGGGGUUGCUGUCACCGCUCAUCAAAUGGGACAAAGUUCUAUUCCGGCCGAACGCCGCGGUCCGCAAUACAUUCUUCCUGAUGAAUAUCAACGGGGUGCAGAUGCACGAGCUCUCCGCCAACAAUCUCACGGACUACGCCACGUGGGUGAAGCACAUCCAAGAAUCACCGCUGGCUAAAUUGGCCGAGACGAAACCUAACAUAACGCCGUCGCACCAGGCGAGUCGCUCCAACGACGAUUCAGCAGGCAUAAACGUGUCACGGAACCCGUCCGAUGCAUCCGAGAAGUCGACGUCCACCACGCCGGCCGACGAACCCUCCGAGAGUGAGCGAGACAGAGCAUCCAUGGAGCGCUCCUCAGUAGAGAGGGAGAAGGAGGAUAAGAAGACUGAGAGGGAAGAUCGCAGGUCCAGCGAUAAAGAGGGAGAGGUCGCUGAUAGAGAAGAGAAACAUAUCCCCCGGCGGCCGACGGUGGGCCGCAUCAGCACGCACUGCGGCAGCCCGCGACCUCUCGAGUGUGGCGCCGCCGUCACCGUGCGCGCGCCCGCCGCCCGCGCCGCUAGCACCGCUCGCGCUGUAUGCACGCAUCAAGAGAGCUUGCGGCGGCUAGACGAUGUGAUCGCGCGGGCGUUACGGGCCAAGAGCGGCGUCGUGGGUGCGCUGCUGGGCGUACCCUCGCAGCAGUUCGCCCAGCUGGCAGAUCUGGCCGCGGCCGACGCCCAGGGGGAGGUGGACCCUGCGGGCGCUGUGCAGGAGGGCGAGGACGUGCACCAGCUGCUGCUAGCGGCGCACGCGCAGCUGCACCGGCUCACGAUGCAGCUCACGCGCAUGAUGAACGUCAGCGAGGCGGCCGCCGUGGCGGCGAGGUCGCGCCGCGGCACCUGCGACGCCUGCCGCCCGCCGCCGCCCGGACAACCCGGACAACCCGGACACUCGGGCCCGAGGCGACCUCUCGCGCGUACAUCCACUAUUCGUAGCGAAGAGAACAUCGAACCACCUUCGGAAAAGUCGGACAAGAUAGAAGAGAAACAAGAUGACAGUGAAUUCAAAAUAACCGAGUCUAUGAGCAUAAUUGAGAGUCUGGACAAGGACUUGUCGUUCGAUAUGCUCACCGAACUGGACGGCUCCAUGGAGGUGCUCGAGGAUGACCCCGAAGGGGAAAUGGAGGGCACGGCGUGUACGGCGGCGGCGGCGGCUCGGCUGGCGGGCGGCCUAGGAGCACUGAGCGGUACACUGGGCCGCGUGCUGGGCGUGCUGCCCGCGCGCGACCGCGAGCGCCGCAUGUUGCGAGCGCAGCUUGCAGCGUUGCGGGAAGAGAACGACCGCCUGCGGGCACGCACGCUCGAUUGUCAAAUACCCGAAGAGAUCUCGUUGGCGAAGUCUACCGCGGACCAGUCGAUACAGGACCAACCUAGCAAUGGGGGGUGAUCACAUUUCGAGGAUUAAGCAUAACUGAACUGAUUACCAUGCCGAUGACAUUUUAAACAUAACACGUGGCCAGCCCGAGACACAGGGCGCCGCCGCCGCCAUAUUGCGGACGAAAAUGGAACUAAUCGUACACGCAACGUGACGGUCUAUAGCUUACACGAAUUAAGAGCUUCAUCAGGAUCGGUUUAGCAUUUAUUUUUGAAUGUUUUCAUAAUGUCAUCGUUUUGUUUACCAUAAUCGAAUAUCAACUUGUAUAUUUUGUAAUUUUGUUUUUUUUUUUUCUACGUGUAUUUUCUGUUGAUUGUAAGUACGAAACUAAAAUUAGAGGUAAUCUAUUAUUAUUCCAUAAUUAAGAUUUACAUUAUGUGAUCUUUUUUUGUUUGUUACAGAAUAAGUGAGGUUUUUUUUCCUCACUCUCUUUCUCUCUCUGUCUUGUAUAUUAUAACAUUUUCCAAAAGGAUUCUAAGUUAUGUUUGGUGUAAAUAAAUGUAUGUUUUAGAUGAGACGUCUCGUUAUAUGUUGAAUAAAAUAUAUUUUUUUUUGUGUAUAAAACAAUAUAUUGUAAUGUUAAUUGAUAACUUUGUAAUUUAUAAAUAUGUAUUUGAUUAAAGUAUUACAUUGACAAUAUAUUGGGGGGAAAAAAAAACUAUAUUUAAUGAUUAAUUGUAAUCUCAGAACGGUAUUCGAUCGUAAUUUGGUUAAUUAGUUCAAAAUAAUUUGAAAAUGACAUAUUAAAAGUUAACGUAGAAAUUGAUGUAUCAUUCGUGAUCGGGAUUCGAACCUACCGCUUGAAUCUUUCCCGAUUUAUCAAACUUGUUACUUAAAUACAUUCAUUCCGAAAUCGUAUAUCGAACGAUCUAUUGUAUAUUAUUUGUCAUUAUUUUAUUUUUCACUUCAUAUAUUUGGUAAAUAAUCUUCUUGUAAAAACUAAUUAAAAUAAAAUUAAUUUACAUUUAAUGAAAUAUUCUACUAGUAAAAUUAAAUUUAUUUUUUUUACAGAAAAACGUGGGUCAAAACAAUGAGUUGCUUUAAGAUUAAGUAAAAGCUUUUUUAAAGUCAUACAUAGUCAAGAUUGUUUACCAAAGAUGCACAAGUGAAAAAACUGCUGUGUAUUAAAUUAAAUAAAGAGUCAAUGACUCGAAUUAUUUAUAUUUAUUAACGCUUAAUAAAAUGAGAGAUAACACUAUUAUUGCCAUGUUAGCAGCAAAAAUAACUACUAUUUAGGACUUAUAAAUUGACAAGAAUAGCACAUUAUUGUCUAAAAUGCUCUAAUUGACAAUUGGCAACUCAUGUUUUUUUUUCAUUUAUUUUUUUACGACACGAUAGACAGUAUAAUAUCCUGUACAUCGGUUUGAAGGGUGAGAUAUGGCAGUGAAGUUACUAGGCACUAAGAUAUAAGAUCUUCAUGUCGCAAGAGUUGGCAACGUGCCAGUGAUGCCUCUAGCUACAAGUAUUUAUAAGUUUCGUUUACCAUCUGGCGAGACGUAAGCUUGUUUAACACUCGUUAUUAUUAAAAGUAAUGUUCAUGUCUAUAGGGACGGUUACCACUUACUGUUAGGUGGUAUAUUAGCUUUCCAUUUCAAACAAUAAACAAAACAUAAAAUUAAUUUGUUAAUCGUGUACAGUAAUUUUACAUUUAAUUUCUCGUAUAAAAUUAUCGUGACGAGAAAUUUCUCAUGCAAAAUCGCAUUGUAUAUUCCAUUACGUAAUAUAUGCAUUUCUGCGAUAAAUCGCUUAUAUUGUAAUUAUCGUACUUCGAGAUUGUAAUGACGAGAAAUUUCUCAUAAAUUUCUCCAUUGUAUAUUUCUCAUCACGUAAUCCCCAUUUCUACGAGAAUAUCGCUUAUAUUAUUUAUAAUAAUCUGUCGUACACCGAGAUUUGUGUGACGAGAAUAUUCUCGUGACCUCAACAUGUAUAUUUCUCAUUACGUAAUAUCUAUAUUUACGCGAUAAAUCGCUUAUAAUGUCGAUAUAGGUUUAAGUGAACAGUAAAAGUUGUAUAGAUAUACACAAGUGCCCUAAGACCGUAGUACCUUGUAUAAUGCCAUAUUUAGUAAAGCUAAAGUGAUUGCAUAUAAGCUGUUUAAUUUAUUCAAUAAAUGUAUACAGGCAUCCUUUGAAGCUAUCAUUUGUAAUUCCCUAAUUUUAUUAUUAUUAUAUAUCAACAAAUAAUAUAUAAUUAUUUAGUUAUAUAAAUACCUAAAUCGUCCUCUAUGUAUACUAUUUAUUAAAUGUGUAUGCAUAUACAUAUAAAAGCAAUAAAUAACAGUGCCUCAAUGCAUAUUUUUAUUACACGAUAAAAGUAGAAAGUUUGAAAUAUAUAUUAUAAAAAAACAUGCAUAAGUUUAUGUAUAAAUUGAACACUCAUACAUAUAUAGAGAAGUUGGAUUAUUUAUUUAAAAAAAAAAUUAAGAACUGUAAUGCCAAAUGGGGUAGUCAGAGGCAUUUAUCAAUGUAUGUAAUAUUUAACGAGUUUAUUUUAUCUACAUUUCUGUGAAUAAUAAAAUUCGACAAAUAUCUUUUUUAAAAGAUUUCUUCUUUUAUUUGUGGAAUAAAAGUGACUAAUUUUCUUUAAUAGUUUGUAAAGAGAAAAUUGCUGUAAAUAAGGUACGUGAUAAACUGUUUUGGUAUCCAAACGUAUAAAAUAAAGAGUAACAAUAUUAUAUAUACUAGCGACCCGCCCUGGCUUCGCACGGGUGCACAUUACAUAGCAUCCCAUUAGAAACAUCUAAAAUUAUCAGUGUUCCUCUAUUAUAUUAUGCAUGUAUUAUACAUAUAAAUCUUUCUUUUGAUUCGCUCUAUUAAAAAAACCGCAUAAAAAUCUGUUGCGUUGUUUUAAAGAUCUAAGCAUACAUAGGGACGGACAGACGGGAUGCGACUUUGUUUUAUACUAUGUAGUGAUUGAUACUCAAUACCAUUUUGUAGUAAUAUAAGUGAGUGUUAUUAAAUUGUACGUUACAUUUAUUGUGUAUAAAAAAUACAAUGCCUGUGUACAACAUAUAAACAGGGAGAAAUAUAUAUAUUUUAAACAGCUUGUAUCGCAAGCGAACAACGUGUACCUAUAUUUUAACGCCACUGUAAUAGAGCCAGCGUUUUAUAUAAAUAUAUACAACAUUGCAUAUAUAUAUAUGUAUAUUGUAAAACAUAUGUUUUGUACCUUAGGCUAGUUUAAGACCAAAUGAAACCCAUCCAUUUUCCUUUAUAUAUAUAUAUAUAUAUAUAUAUAUAUAUAUAUAUAUAUAUAUAUAUAUAUAUAUAUAAUAUUUAUAAACAUAUUAAUUACACGAGCUUUGAUAAAAAUUGGCGUUUUAUAUAAUGGAUUUGAUGGAAUUUGUACAUACAUAUAUACAUAUGUGACAAUUAUGAAAUAAUGUUUGAUGUAUUAUGUAUACAGUAACUAACAGAAUUGGAAACCACCAAUAUGUAGUACUAAUGUUUUGGACGUCACUAGACGCGAAUGUGGUGUGCAAAUGUCGUCGAUGUUAGUCGCGGGGAGCCACGACCCCCGCCGCUCGUACGCCGCUGUGACCCCCGGCAUAUUCCAUCGCUUCCGUAUCGCUUUAACACGGCAUAUGACAAUUGUAAUAGUUAGUGGUAUCAAUAAAGUACCGUUAUACAAAUACA
Molecule: messenger RNA, 9215 nt
Organism: Galleria mellonella (greater wax moth)
Lineage: Eukaryota; Metazoa; Arthropoda; Insecta; Lepidoptera; Pyralidae
Gene: RhoGEF2
Product: rho guanine nucleotide exchange factor 11
Exons: 38
Coding region: 283-5592 (1769 amino acids)
Biological process (GO): G protein-coupled receptor signaling pathway
Cellular component (GO): cytoplasm
Molecular function (GO): guanyl-nucleotide exchange factor activity; G protein-coupled receptor binding
Source: RefSeq, a predicted model, not a curated record